UGUAUAUUGUAUUGUAUAUGUAGUAAUGGGAAUGCAUUUGUUUUGACAGGUGUGGUCGGAAACGCUCUUGUACGAUGCAGGCUAGCUUGACCCUGGCGAGGGCUGUUAGGAAAAAAAAGGCGAAAAAAAACGAAGAAAAAAAGGCUGCUCCGCGGGGUUUGAGGGGCGGAUUUGGACAAAGUUUCCCAACUGUCCCGAGCCGAGGAAGCUCCGGGGGGGUUGACGGGGAAUCGCUUUGACCGGUAAAUAUUUUCUGACUUCUUAUUCCGGUGUAAAUGAAGUAUUUUUCUUUCACUGUGUCUGAGAGCACCGUCGCCCGACUCGCCGGAAGUCUGCAUGAAGCUGCGUCUCCCUCUCAAGCAACAGCGUCGACGUUUUUUUUUUUUUUUUUUUUUUUUUUGGUUUUUCGUUUUUUUUUUUUAUUCGAGACUUUUUUUUCUGUUUUUUUAUUUUUCUCUCCGCGAGAUGAGUAGGGAGUGUGGAAUGGAGGCGUAGGAAGCGCGGGUAUUUGUGUUUACUCUGCGGAACAUGAACACAGGCCUCGGUGAAGCUAAAGCGAAGCCGCGAACAAAAGGCACAAAAUUAAUGGAGGCGAGUUCGCUCGUUAGCUGUUCAGGCUAACAGGCUAGCGCUGCUAUAGAUCGACGUAAACCUAAAGCGUUAGCCAUGUUUAUGUGAGUGUCUGAGACAGUAAGGACUCAGUGUUGCACCGGCCAGUUUGAUCAAAUAAAAAUAUAAAAAGAAAUGAUUCCCCUUUUAUUGACUGCUAACGUUAGCUCGAAGCUCAGAAUGCCUCAGUUUUAGAGGCACUUUGUUACGAAUGUGCGAUUAAAAAAAACAAAACAACAAAUAUGACCGUUUCCGUCAUAGAAAUACAGUGUUUUAUAUAACAGUUUUCAAAAAUGUGUAAAAAUAUACCAUGAGUUAAGAAGUAAGUUUGACGAUUUUAGACCAGAAAGAUGGACAUUUUUGGCAUUGAUGACAUUUACCAAUACAUUAGGUCAGUGUCUUCUUUGACCAGUUAACUCGUCAAGUAAAGUUAAAGAGUUUAAAGGCGUUUACUACCCAGGAAAUAAAAGAGAUUAACUGAAAUACUGUAAUUGUAUAGAGAAUUAAAUAGUUAAUCAUUAUCAGUUAAUUUUGCGCCGUUCUUGACAGAAAAUAUAUAGAAAAUAUAAUUUAUUCUUAUUAUGAGUCGAGUCUUUUUCACUUUUAUUUUACUGAUAGAUCCAUAUAGACCAUACAGUGUGGGAAUGAAGAAGUGUCCUUUACCUGAUAACCCCUGAGAUUGGCUCCGCCCCCUGUCGUGACCCUGUACAUUGUAUAAAUGUAUUAAUAGUGUUUUGGUCAAAAGUCAGUUUCUCGGUUGUGCCUCCAAUAAAAACCUGCCUCAGACCACUGACAGUGAAACUCUAUCUUCCUCCAUCUACCACAGUAGAGUUUGCAGGAUUUUAGAUGAACGGUCGGUUGAUGGUGCUCCUUCGUGUAUCUCCACGGUGUCUUCUCGCUGACACCCUAGAAACAAACAUCAAACAGCCUAUUGAAGGACGGGCGUGUGCCUGGUGCUCUGCAUGAGUUACAUCAACUCUGUUAGAGUUCUGCUCUCCGUGGGUCUGUGCAGCCGUCCCCACAGUGAUUCAGAUUUUUCAUUCACCUCCAGCUCGCUUCACUAACGUAAAAUAUGGACGAUUCCCAUUUCAACUCAUCAUACUUUUGGUCUCCCGUCCCCACUGUACAAGGACAGAUCGAGAACGCCAUGUUCCUGAACAAGGCAAAGGAGCAGCUGGGCCCAGAGAAGGCCAACGUGCCUUCCUUUCCUCACCCUUCAAUGUCUUCCACGUCCUCCCCUCACUACCCCUCCGCAAUCCUGGCCCUGCCGGGCUCAAUGGAGGGGGGGGCUGGGUUGCGGGUGGUGCCUAAACAGGAAGGGAGUGGAAGCAGCAGCAGCAACAGCAGCAGCAGCAGCAGUAAUAGUACAGUGGGAGGGCAUCUUCACCAGUGUCAUACAUCCCAGAAUGUCACCGUGGUGCCUGUUCCCUCCACCGGCAUCAUGACUGCAGCAGGGUUAGUGAUCACCACGCCUCAGGGCACGCUGGUGCCCACCUCCUCCACGCAGUCCUUCGCAGCAGGACACCCCACGGCCACCACCAUGAUCGUGUCCGCCGUGCACUCCUCAAACACAGACAAGGCGAAGCAGGACCACGCUGCGCCACCUGCCGUCGUCAUGCCGACGCCUUCCAAGCGAGGCAGGAAGAGCAAACAGAUGAUGGGGAGAGUGGGCGCAGUCGGGGGGGUCCUUCCUCCAGGAAGUGAUGCGUUAAUAUUGGCACACCUAGCUGCGGGAGGACAGCACCAUGCUGCCGACCCCUAUGACCUGUCCAACGAUGAGGACGAUCAUUCAGGGAAGGAUGGCCCCAAAUCCUACAGGUGUCGGAUGUGUGCGGUGACUUUCUUCAGCAAGUCGGACAUGCAGAUCCACGCCAAGUCGCACACGGAGGCCAAGCCCCACAAGUGUCCCCACUGCUCCAAGUCCUUCGCCAACUCCAGCUACCUGUCCCAGCACAUCCGCAUCCACAGCGGGGCCAAGCCCUACACCUGCACCUACUGCCAGAAAACCUUCCGUCAGCUCAGCCACCUGCAGCAGCACACACGAAACCACACGGAGGCCAAGCCCCACAAGUGUCCCCACUGCUCCAAGUCCUUCGCCAACUCCAGCUACCUGUCCCAGCACAUCCGCAUCCACACUGGGGCCAAGCCCUACACCUGCUCCUACUGCCAGAAAACAUUCAGGCAGCUCAGUCACCUACAGCAGCACACACGGAUUCACACUGGUGACCGACCGUACAAGUGCAACCAUCCUGGCUGUGAAAAAGCCUUCACUCAGUUGUCCAACCUUCAGUCUCACCGUCGGCAGCACAACAAAGACAAGCCCUUCAAGUGCCACAACUGUAAUCGUGGUUACACAGAUGCUGCCAGUCUGGAGGUUCACCUGUCCACGCACACGGUCAAACACGCCAAACUCUUCUCCUGUGCCCUCUGCAACAGAUCCUAUACCUCAGAGACGUACCUAAUGAAACACAUGAGGAAGCACAACCCAGACCCCCUGACAGUGGCAGCCACGGUGGCCGCUCAGCAAGCCCAGGGCCUCACACCGGGCAGCGGAGGAGGCCGGGGUCGUGGACGGGGCAGAGGGAGAGGAGGCGGGGCCGGACGAGCCAGCCUGCUCCAAAACCAGACCAACCCAAAUAGUACUAGCCAGAACCCAAACGCCGGACCUCCAGGCAGCUACCAGCCCCCUCAGCAGCCAUCAGAGGCCGUGGUUCCCUGCCCCUUUGACCUGCAUCAGUACAAGACGGUGGCGACCGGUGAGAUCCAGUACAAACCGGUCUCUGUGGCGGACCUGCCGGUGGUCCACAAAGACCUCUGCCUCACCGUCUCCACCUCAGCCAUCCAGGUGGAGCACAUGAACUCGUAGGCUGUCUCUUCCUGCUCGGUUUGAGGAGUUAUUUUUCUGUGUCUGCAGUAGAAGAAAAACCGUGGAUUUGAAACGAGUCAUUUACCUGGAUUCAAUGUUCCUGCCUUUUUACACCAAACACACAUUGGAAGUGAAAGUGAAGGGGUUCAAAAAUAGUCAAUUGCUCAACUUUGCCAGAAUAUUGGAGAAUAUUGUAAUGGGUUAGUCAGCAGGUGUCAGUAGGGAUGUCCGACAUUAACUUUUUGUUGUCCAAACACUUUACUUCCAAUUCCAGGUAAUAUUUAUUUAUUUCUCUGUACAAACCAGAGGAGGAGCUGCUGGUACCAGCGUUCUGGAUAUGGUCUCCUGAUUAUUGAAAUAGAUUAAUGAACUGAGCUACAAUGCUGCCAUCUAGUGGCUUUCACCUUCAUGUUCAUCACAUCAUUUGGUGAAACCCAGGCAUUGCAUUAUUGGGUUUUCUGAGGAAGAACCGAAGAUUAUUUCAGAUAUUAUCAUAACUUUGCUAAUAUCCAGUAGCCGAUAUUAUCGGACAUCUCUAGACCUAAACUUAAACGUGUAGAAUAUGCAGGAAUUUGUGGUCCCUGUUGCAUGUAGUUCUCUAUUUGUCCUGCAGAGGGAUUCUGCACAUUCUACUUCAAACUGAAAUGUUAAAUGUAGAAAUCUUCCAGUUUAAAAACAAAAAAGCAUUGACAUUGAACUUGGCAUAAAUAACUCAUUCCAAACGAGGAUACUGCACAACUUUGGUCACUAUUCCUGAGCCCAGUCCUGGAGGGAUUCUAACAGUAGAACUGCUGGUUAGAGACCGCGUUAGUUUGCAAAACAAAUAAUCCACUCAUUUGAUCAGUGGUGAAGUCACUAAUACUUAGUUAGUGUGUCAGUUUCUCCACAGAACAGACAUAUUUAAUUACUGCAAACCAAUCUCAGUGACAUCAAACAGUUCAAAGAUUAGGCUCAUUAUUCUUUUGGUGUGUAAGAACAAUGAAUACUCAAUGUACUGCGAUAUAUUUUGUUUCACAAUACUAUAAUGAUAUUCUACAGCCAAGAUUGGAUUUUUCUUUAUUACCAGUUAACAGAUCAAAUAUUCAUGGUGUUUACCAUGAUGACAGUUUUACUAAAACCUCAAUAUAUCGCUGUGCCUAUAGUAUUGCAGUUUAUCGCAAUAUAUCGUAUCGCCGCCUGUGUAUCAUGAUACGUAUCGUAUCGCCAGAUUCUUGCCAAUAUACAGUCCUAGUAAUUACACACCAGUCAGAUGUUCUCCUGGAGUAUUUGGUACUGUUCCCCCGGGGUCUGGUACUAGUUCAUGCAGUACUAGUACUAAGACCUGAUGUUUAACCAGCAGUUUUACUCUGAGGGUCUGGAUCAGGGAGGUUCACUGGAGAACUUUCUCUUUCUUUUAUUGCAUUUUUUGCAAUAGGCAUCACAUCCCGAGGCUUGAGGUGUAAAAUAUCUUUGAAAUGGAAAAAAAUCAAAUAUUAUUCUCUGUACAUUUAUGGUCCAAAGAACAAUGAACUUUUAAAAACAAAAAAACAUAUUUAGAUCACAUUAAUCUGAACUUUUUAAAAGUAUUCAUUUCAAGCCAAAUCAAGU
This is a messenger RNA of Cynoglossus semilaevis (tongue sole), 5062 nucleotides long. It is a transcript of the gene znf384a, whose product is annotated as zinc finger protein 384 a. Gene Ontology annotation, cellular component: chromatin; PcG protein complex; transcription regulator complex. Gene Ontology annotation, molecular function: RNA polymerase II cis-regulatory region sequence-specific DNA binding; DNA-binding transcription factor activity, RNA polymerase II-specific. Gene Ontology annotation, biological process: regulation of transcription by RNA polymerase II. The record is from RefSeq and is a predicted model, not a curated record. The transcript is spliced from 12 exons. The coding region runs from base 1682 to 3475 and encodes 597 amino acids. Lineage: Eukaryota; Metazoa; Chordata; Actinopteri; Pleuronectiformes; Cynoglossidae.